Messenger RNA from Pelobates cultripes (western spadefoot toad), 592 nucleotides. Lineage: Eukaryota; Metazoa; Chordata; Amphibia; Anura; Pelobatidae. The record is from the annotation of a GenBank genome assembly.
AUGGUCACUAAAAAAGACAAAACCGCCAUAGUGACCGAGCUCCGGACGGUGAUCCUGGAGGAGAUCAUGGAAGUGCGCAGUGAUCUUACAGCACUGGAGCAGCAGGUCUCUGAACUAGAGUCCGAAAACAUGCAAGCCAUCCAGCACUCACAGUCCACAGACCAUGCCACAGCCAGGCAGGAAACUGUGAUCCUGCACCUACACAGGUAGGGGGGGGAUUUGGAUAACCGGGGGAGACCCAACAAAAUCCACGUCAGGGGCCUACCGGAUGUGGAAAAUAAAGACCUCCAUGAGGUCCUGACAAUGCUAUUCACAUAUGUGCUCGGGAAAGAGGCCAAAGAGGACUACCACAUCGAGAGGACACAGAGAACCCUCCAGCCCCCAAGGAGAGAAGGCCUACCCCACAACGCUAUCUUUUGAGCUCAAGGAGGCAAUCAUGCGGGCGACUAUGCCGCAGACCAUCACCUUCCAAGAUGACUCAGUGUUCCUUUACCAGGACCUCUCAUCCCUCACACUGGAUGCCUGCCGGGCCAUGUGGCCACUCACACGCCUCCUCCAAGAGAAACGCAUACCUUAUAAGUUUUCCAUUUAG